CACUACAGCCUGGCGGGCCUGCCCAACCCAGCCGCAGCGGAAAGCUGCGCAAACGUGCGCGCCACCGCGGCCCGGCGGCUGCAGGUGCAGCGCUUGCAUCGGGAGGCCAUGUCCGCCGCCGACCUGGCGGCGGUCCUGUGCGCCCACGCCGGGCCCGGCGCCCCGCUGCUGCGCCUCAUGAUGGCCACGACCGUGGCCCUCAUGUUCUACGGUUUCCUGCGGUUUGACGACAUGGCGGAGGUCAGCGUUCACGCCGACCUGCUGCUCAUCACGCCCCGCCACAUGGCCAUUUUCAUCCCCCGGUCCAAGACCGACGUGGCCAUGGACGGUCAGUGGGUGCACAUCGCCCGGCUGCCCCACCUAGGCGGUUUCUGCCCCGUGGCGCUCACGGAGCGGCUGCUGCGCCAAGGCGCCUACCGCCGCCUUCCGGCGGCGGCCGAUGAGGACGUCGGGCCGCUGCUCCGUACGGUGCAGUACACGGCCGCCGGCGGCCGGCUGCAGCGCCUGGUGGGCACGCGGGCUUCGCCGGUGUUCAGCAUGUCUUACGGCGCUUUCCGCUCCAACUUCCUGGCCCGCCUGCGGGAGGCGGGCGUCUCGGGCAACAUCAAGCCGCACUCGAUGCGCAUUGGUGGCAACAGCGCCGCGGCUGACGCGGGAGUUCCGGCGUCCCUGCGGCAGGUGCACGGCCGCUGGAAGCCCGCCACUAUGGUCGGUCACUACACACGCCCCACCCUCGAGGACACCCUCGGUGUCACCCGCGCUAUGGGCCUCGCUGGAGGAUCGCUCGGCCCUUCCGGCGCCGGCGCCUCCGGCAUCCGUGCUGUUGCCUCGGUGUCGCCGCCGGUUCGCGCGGCCGCCGGCCCUCGGCCCGCCGCCGUGGUUUUGGCGGCGCCGCCGGCUGGCGGCUUGGCCGCUGGCGCGGUGGCGCCUUUGGCGGCGCCCCGGGCGCUGGUGCUUCGUGGCGUGGGCCGCUCGUCUCGCCGGGGCGUCACGCGUGGCGUGCGGGUUGCUCAUGGUGUUCGGCUCGCCGUGUCGGGCCGUCGGCGUUCGAGUUAGCUUGUUGGCUGCGCUUUGGUUGCGGUGGCUCCGUUCUGAGGCUGUGUUGUUGUUUGCUGCUGUUCGGUUUUGUUGCUCGGGUGUGGCGUGUGUUGUCGCGGCGUUCGCCCGCCUUGCGCCGUCUCUGGUCGUCGGGCCUGUGUGCUGCUUUCGGUUCGGUUGUCUUUUGCUUUUCUGUGUUGCUUUCGUUCCGGCGCGUCGGCGUCGCGCGGGCGCUCUUGCGCCCUGGGCUUGUGUGUGUUGGCUCUCGCCGCUUGUAAGGCCCUCCUCCA
Chlamydomonas reinhardtii is the source of this 1328-nucleotide messenger RNA. RefSeq lists its product as uncharacterized. The transcript has a single exon. Gene Ontology annotation, molecular function: DNA binding. The coding region runs from base 109 to 1056 and encodes 315 amino acids. Gene Ontology annotation, biological process: DNA integration; DNA recombination. Lineage: Eukaryota; Viridiplantae; Chlorophyta; Chlorophyceae; Chlamydomonadales; Chlamydomonadaceae. The record is from RefSeq and is a predicted model, not a curated record.